CCCUGUUGUGAGGAGAUGCAGACCCUGGCUGUGGGAUCUCCUGGGACGAGGGCCAAGCAGCAGGUCCCACUGGACGCGGUUACUGACGAGGACGAGGCGUGGCCAGGACCUCCCGAGAGCCGCACAGGACGGAGUGACCAUGCCCUAGUGUGGUCACUGCCCCUGACCGCCCCCAGAAGCCCCAGCUCCAAUCAGGAGGCUGUGAUAAGCAGGACAGCCAGCCCCCCUCGAGCCAGGGUCAGUGAACCUUGCCCUGGAGGCCUGUCACUGCGGGGACAGAGACACUGUCCUUCUCACACCAUGGCGGGCCUGCUGUGCCUCGUCCUGCUCAGCACCUCCUUGGCAGGCCUCCUGCUGCCGGGGGGCAGUGUGUUCACUGACCGGGCACGUGCCCACACGGUCCUGGAGAGGGUCCGGAGGGCGAACUCGUUCCUAGAAGAGAUGAAGAAAGGGAACCUCGAACGGGAGUGCAUGGAGGAGACCUGCUCCUUCGAGGAGGCCCGAGAGGUCUUCGAGGACGUGGCCAGGACGAAUGAAUUCUGGAAUAAAUACAAAGAUGGUGACCAGUGUGAAAGCAAUCCUUGCCAGAAUCUGGGCGGAUGUAAAGAUGGCCUCGGGGAGUACACGUGCUCCUGCCUGGAAGGGUUUGAGGGCAAAAACUGUGAAAUACCCACUCAGAAACUCUGCAGCCUGGACAAUGGGGACUGUGAUCAGUUCUGCAGUGAGGAGGAGAACUCCGUGGUGUGUUCCUGUGCAAGCGGCUACGUCCUGGGUGACAAUGGCAAGUCCUGCGUGUCCACAGAGCCCUUCCCCUGUGGGAAACUCACUGUGGGGCGCAGGAGGAGGUGGGCCCGGGCCGCCUCUGACCUCGAGGAGCCCUCUGGAGCUGGCGUUCUGGAGCAGUACGACCCUGGAGACCUGGCUCCCACGGAGAGCGCCCUCCAUCUGCUGGACCUCAACGGGACAGCAGGGGAAAGCCCCGAGGACGACGGAAGCAGCCUGGUCCGCAUCGUGGGCGGGCGGGACUGCAAGGACGGCGAGUGUCCCUGGCAGGCUCUGCUCGUCAAUGAGGAAAACGAGGGGUUCUGCGGAGGCACCAUCCUGAAUGAGUACUACGUGCUCACCGCAGCCCACUGCCUCUACCAAGCCAAGAGAUUCAAGGUGAGGGUAGGUGACCGGAACACGGAGACGGAGGAGGGCAACGAGGCGGCCCACGAGGUGGAGAUGAUCGUGAAGCACAACAGGUUCGUCCGGGAGACCUACGACUUCGACAUAGCUGUCGUCAGGCUGAAGACGCCCAUCGUGUUCCGCAUGAACGUGGCCCCGGCCUGCCUGCCCAAGAAGGACUGGGCCGAGUCCAUGCUCAUGACUCAGAAGACGGGCAUCGUGAGCGGCUUCGGGAAGACCCACGAGAAGGGCCGCCCGUCCAGCACCCUCAAGAUGCUGGAGGUGCCCUACGUGGACCGGAACACGUGCAAGCUGUCCAGCAGCUUCUCCAUCACCCAGAACAUGUUCUGCGCCGGCUAUGACUCCAAGCCCGAGGAUGCCUGCCAGGGGGACAGUGGAGGCCCCCACGUCACCCGGUUCAAGGACACUUACUUCAUCACGGGCAUUGUCAGCUGGGGCGAAGGCUGUGCAAAGAAGGGGAAGUACGGGGUCUACACCAAGGUCACCAACUUCCUCAAGUGGAUUGACCGGUCCCUGAAGGCCAGGGCUGGGACACAAGUCUGAGCAGGGACCCUGGGGUCAUCCACUGGACACCCACGGGCUGUGCUGGGGUCUCGUGUCAUCUUCACGCCGGCCUGUCUGCAGGCUGAGCUCUGGAAUAGGUUUCCUGUCUGCUGUGGUUAGAUCUGUGUUGAUUCCUCACCCUGAUUUUUUUCUUGUUCUAUUGAAAUUAAUCUUCAUUUGGAA
This is a messenger RNA of Manis pentadactyla (Chinese pangolin), 1914 nucleotides long. RefSeq names its product coagulation factor X (gene F10). The transcript has 9 exons. Gene Ontology annotation, biological process: proteolysis; blood coagulation. Gene Ontology annotation, cellular component: extracellular region. Lineage: Eukaryota; Metazoa; Chordata; Mammalia; Pholidota; Manidae. Bases 16 to 1731 code for a protein of 571 amino acids. The record is from RefSeq and is a predicted model, not a curated record. Gene Ontology annotation, molecular function: serine-type endopeptidase activity; calcium ion binding.